Medioppia subpectinata is the source of this 552-nucleotide messenger RNA. The record is from the annotation of a GenBank genome assembly. NCBI's taxonomy places the organism in Eukaryota, Metazoa, Arthropoda, Arachnida, Sarcoptiformes, Oppiidae.
AUGGCUCUAUUUGGGUGCAAUGUCUCGCCCGGAUGUCAGGGGCUUAGGGUGAUUGGCGAGCUAGAGCACCUUGGUAGUGAUGUAAUUAAGGACGCAGAGUCGGCGUUAAAAGAGGCCACAACCGAUGUUACACACCCUAUGCUACCAACCAUUGAAUCAUCAGGGUCGGGUUCAUCUUUCUCGGGCUCAGGUCCCACACAAAGUCCAACUAAAUCCACGCCCGAUAGGCUGUCUACUACUGAAUCCAGUCCUGUCGAUAAUCUCAAGUCUAAUCCUGUAUCUAAUCCGGACGCCCAACAAUCGGUGCUAGGUGAUUUAUGGAAUCUAGGUGGCGGUUUGCUCAGGGGAGUGGGACAGUUGGCUAACACUACCGUACAGGGUGUGGGUUCAACGGUCAACACCACUAUAACGGAUAUUACCCAACCUUACAGUUCACCCAAGACAUGGAUCGAGAAGUUAUAUGUUUGGGAGCAACAGUCUGUGCUAGCUCAAAUACCAUUCACGCAUCAAUUGUGCAUGAAAGUAUUAGAUUUUAUUCAAUCCGCUGAUCAA